AUGCUCAUCAUGAGCCAGGCCUCGAGCAAAACGACAUCAGUCGAUGUUCACAACGGCGUGCGAGUCAAGACGCUGGCACGCGCUGCCUGGCAUCAGUUGUUCCUGCCAGCAGACGACCAACCAGAAGCACGUCACUCCGAAAACUGGUGGGAUCACAAAACAAACAAGCCCCCCGACCUCGCAUUGAUCGACGAAUCCGGACCACCCUUGAGUCCAAGCGCCGCGUUCUGUGGCUUCAUCGAAGCAAACAGGUGCCUAACUUUGGUGCGAUGUGCCGACGUGGACACCAAUGCUUUGACGUGCAUCGGCAAGUUCGCUGGGGAGAGCGAGUACAAGCUCGCUGAGUAUUACAUCAUGGGUGAAGGUGACAACGCCCUCUUGCAAGACUUGAACAACGCGUCCGCCCUGUUGGCCAGCUCCAACAAGACCAUCGCGGCGUAUGGCACGCAGGUAGAAGCCCUCUGCUCCUGGCGAGGUCUUCCGGAGCUGCAGGAUGGCGCGGCCAAGGCCAAUCACGGCCUGGAGGUCGGAAGCGAACUGCUGUCCGAGCAGAAUGUCUACAGGUACUAUGACGUGGCCGUCCGUCAGGACCUCUGCAAGACCACCAUCGUGGGCCUCGGCUGGCUGGUAAUCUUCCAGGUCGUGGUGGGCCUCUUGCUGCUGCCCAUGCUCGUCUGCGCCGGGUGCCCGAGGUUUCUAGGCUUUGUGGUUGCGGGGGCCGCCGAACUCAGGUCGCUGGCCGCUACCUCCAAGCUCGCCGCGGCUGGCACCUGGAGCAGGCUGCGACGCGCGCAAUCUCUGCCCUUCAUAGUACACGGCCCUGGCGUGAGGCAGUCUCAUCAAGCUUCGUGUGUACAGGAAGCAGAGGCAGCAGACGAGCGGGAACGGCUACAGACGACGAUCACGCAGGUUCUGCAGGAGCAGCAGGCGCAGUUGAAGUGGUACGACCUGCAGCAGCUGGCGAAGCAAGUGGAGCUGGAGGCCCACGUCGUGCAGCAAAUCGUCGGCAGCGUCAUGGCCCGCUGCGCUGACUACAUCCGCGAGGACCUCGGCAUGAACCUGGUGGCCGAGCCCCAGGGCAGCCCGGCGUGCCUCCCGUGCUACUCCUGCAAGAUGCCGAAAGGGUGGAUUUUCUCGGACCUGGCCGUUGGCGCCCUGAAGGACUACCGGGAGAAGUUUCCAGGACUUUUCGAGGCGCUCAGAAGUCGCCGGGGCACGAACACCAGGCAAGUCAAGGACCUGGAGCAGAGAGCCAUCUUCCCCGACCGCGCGGACAAGGACUACUGCUCCAGGCAGCUGGUGAAGUACUGCAACUCGUGCGAGUGGAAAAAGCUAAAGCUUGCGCCGACUCAGUACAUGGCCAUGACCACGCAGAGCGUGUCGCAGGUCGCAUGGUCUGUGGACGAGGCUCUGAAACAUCCCGGCCCAGCAAUCAAGAUCGUGGAUGAUGCACCCGGUUACCUUCACGACUUCCACAUGGGAUACAGGUUCUUCGGGGUGGAGGAUCCGGACUUGGAGAACUGUGCUGAGAACGUCCCAGAGGGCGACUGGGCUCUGGACCACGGCCCGUCGAGGGCCGAUGGCACCAACCUAGGGAUUUGA
Molecule: messenger RNA, 1602 nt
Organism: Symbiodinium natans
Lineage: Eukaryota; Dinophyceae; Suessiales; Symbiodiniaceae
Source: the annotation of a GenBank genome assembly